AUGAAGACAUUGGGGCCGUCGCGAACACGCAGACACGGGAACGGUUAUCGGGUGGACAAUCGGUGUUUCCCCGACGCGGCGGGCCUGAGUCACCGGCGGCGGGCGGUUCUCGGAACCCGCAACCCUCUGGCGGGGGCGCUCGCUAAUGACCGGCCGAAAUGCAGCCGAAGCCGCGCGCGAAACUGCACCCUCGAAUGCGCGACA
Molecule: messenger RNA, 204 nt
Organism: Iphiclides podalirius (scarce swallowtail)
Lineage: Eukaryota; Metazoa; Arthropoda; Insecta; Lepidoptera; Papilionidae
Source: the annotation of a GenBank genome assembly